AUGUCGACCCAUGAGAAAGUCUUCAGCGAGGAUGUCCAAGAGGACACCGUGCUGGAGAACCUGGGCUACCAGCAGGAGCUCAAGCGAUCCUUUGGCCUUUUGGGGAUGAUAGGAUUCAGUUUUAGCAUCGUCACAAGCUGGACAGCUCUUGGUGGUGUUUUGAUCGUUGGGGUGGAGUCCGGUGGUCCUCCGGUAAUGAUAUACUCAUGGAUAGGUAUCAGCGUCUUCGCCCUGGCAGUCGCGUACUCGAUGGCAGAAAUGUGCUCAGCAUAUCCUCUUGCUGGUGGGCAAUAUUCAUGGGUCGCCGUGCUAGCACCUCCAAAGAUAGCGAGAGGCAUGUCUUGGGCUACCGGGUGGCUAAUGAUCACUGGUAUUCUCGCCAUGGGAGCAACAAACAACUUCAUUGGUGCGAACUUUAUACUGGGCCAAGCCAACCUCUCGUUCCCCAGUUACACCAUCGAACGCUGGCACACAGUACUCCUCGCCUAUCUCAUCGCUUUGAUAAGUACUGGCGUUAAUAUCUACGGGCCACACCUGCUAGACCGAAUCUCCCGCUUCAUUCUCCUUUGGAAUAUCCUCUCUUUUGUCAUUGUUGUCAUAACGAUCCUCGCCACCAAUGAUCACAAACAGCCUGCCAGCUUUGUCUUCCACGAUUUUCAAAACUUCACUGGUUUUAGUACCGGCUUUGCAGCGAUACUGGGGCUCUUGCAAAGCUCGUUUGGGAUGUGUUGUUACGACGCGCCAGCUCACAUGACGGAGGAGAUGAAGAAUGCUUCCAAGGAGGCGCCUAAAGCAAUUAUCAUGUCUGUCUACAUUGGCGCAAUAACAGGAUUCAUCUUUCUGAUAUCUGUCUGCUUCUGUAUCGGCGACAUCUCCUCAACAGCCUCCUCAACGACUGGCGUACCCCUUAUUCAGAUCUUCUACGACUCCACCGGAUCUGUUGUCGGCGCCUGCUUCCUCUCAUCCUUGAUCGUCGUGAUCGUGUUGGUCUGCGCCAACGCUCUACUGGCUGAAGGCUCAAGAAGCUUAUUCGCUUUUGCGCGUGACCACGGCCUCCCGUUCUCCAGCCUCUUUGCCAAAGUGGAGUCCAAAAGACAGGUGCCCGUUUAUGCGAUCCUGCUCGCUUGUGCGGUACAAAUGGCGCUCAACUCGAUCUACUUUGGUACCUUGACCGGAUUCAAUACUGUGAUCUCGAUUGCAACGGAGGGUUUCUAUCUCUCAUACGCAAUGCCACUGCUUGCCCGCAUCCUCUCAUGGUUCACAGGAGACGUAAAGAUACUGUCGGGUCCUUACAAUCUUGGACGAUGGGGCAUAAUCAUGAAUGUGGUUGGUCUUAGUUUCCUCGUCUUUACAUCGAUAACGUUUAAUUUCCCAACCUUGGCACCCGUGGACUCGGGGAACAUGAACUACACGAGCGCUGCAAUAGGCAUCAUCGGGCUGAUUAGUAUCAUCACCUGGCUUAUAUCUGGGCGAAAGGACUUUACAGGACCACAAAUCGCCGGUGCGGUCCCCGUCCUAGAGGUACGAGCGACGGAAUUGCUUGACAAUCUAGAUGAAAAGCUGGCGGAGAAGAGCGAGACCAAGGACUAA
This is a messenger RNA of Letharia columbiana, 1590 nucleotides long. RefSeq lists its product as uncharacterized. Gene Ontology annotation, molecular function: transmembrane transporter activity. The record is from RefSeq and is a predicted model, not a curated record. The transcript has 3 exons. Bases 1 to 1590 code for a protein of 529 amino acids. NCBI's taxonomy places the organism in Eukaryota, Fungi, Ascomycota, Lecanoromycetes, Lecanorales, Parmeliaceae. Gene Ontology annotation, biological process: amino acid transport; transmembrane transport. Gene Ontology annotation, cellular component: membrane.